AUACAUUGUUGUCAUUUUGAUAUCAAUUUUUUGCAGCUUUGUCUUCUCUUUUUCCAUAGAGAAUCGUCACCAAAGAAAAGAUAAUGGGAUGACGAAGGCGACGAGAAGUCUCCCGGAAAAGAUACUCGUGGGAUAUGCCACGCGGUGCUCCGAACAGGUGCUCCAGGCCGUCCGAGAUGGUGUAAACGUAGUGAUCUGGUCCUUUGUUGAAAUGACCAUUGCUGCCGAAGACAACAAGGCAAAAUGCACGUCUACUUUUGACCUCUUCUGUGCGAAGCAAAUGAUUACUCAGUUGGAUGCCGAGGGAUACGACGAUACAGUCCAUCUUGUUUCCUUCGGAGGAUGGAAUGGGCCCCACCUUCCCGACGAGUUGAGUGUAGAAGAUAUGUACAACUCAUGGAAGGAACUCGUAGGGGGUACAUUCCAUGGCGUCGAUUGGGACUUGGAAGGCCACGAUACUCUUGACAAUCCCACAAAUGUAUUUUCGAUCGAAUGUCUCGAAAGUAUGGGUCGUUUUAGUAUGUUGGCAAAGAGGGAUGGAUUCAUCGUGGGAAUGGCUCCUCCGCAAAGCUAUCUGGAUAUCGAAGAAAGCAGAUUUUCGAGGUAUGUCAACUUUACGGAUCCGGAUCGCGGUUGGCACGGCGAAUUCCACUAUUUUGGGCACAACGUCUACGCGUAUUUACUUUCCAAGUACGGUGAUUACAUUGACUUUGUAUCGGUUCAAUUUUAUGAGAGCUACUCAAGAGCAGCUUUGGAAGUCUUUCAUAACCAUGUAGCCCCUGAGACUUAUCUUGAACGCUAUGUAGACGAUCUUGUUUCCAACAAAGAAGAAUCUUUCUUUGUUGACUUCAAUCAGGAUCCAUCUCUGGAGUAUCCUAGUCAAAUGGUCAAGCUUCCUCUUUCGAAGCUUGUGUUUGGUUUUCCAAAUGGCUGGGGCGCUUACGAUGACGCAAAGGACGACAACGAAAAACACUGUUAUUUUGAUCCCACAAGGAUCGGUAUUGCUUACAAUGCAUUGGUGGAUUCCAGACGAGCUCCUCGGGGUUUCAUGUUUUGGGUCAUGUGAGUUACUUCAGUGAUCCAUGCUGCUCGUACUUUGUUCUACAUCUGCUGACACUUUGUGUAAUUGACUGCUCAAGAGACGAAGAAGGGACAAAAGAUGUUUACUUUUCCAGGGCUCUGAACGACGUACUAAAAAUUCGAACCAAGAAGGAGAACCAAAAUGUGUUUGAGACUAAGAAGACAGAUUCAAUAGCUGUAAGUAAUGGCGUGCUCGUUGCUAUUAUCAUUUUUGAUGCCCAUUGAAAAUGAAGGUGGAGACAAAGU
Pseudo-nitzschia multistriata is the source of this 1326-nucleotide messenger RNA. The record is from the annotation of a GenBank genome assembly. Lineage: Eukaryota; Bacillariophyta; Bacillariophyceae; Bacillariales; Bacillariaceae.